Molecule: messenger RNA, 654 nt
Organism: Paramecium tetraurelia
Lineage: Eukaryota; Ciliophora; Oligohymenophorea; Peniculida; Parameciidae
Exons: 1
Source: RefSeq, a predicted model, not a curated record
AUGGGUGCCUUGUGCCCUCGUUCAAAUAUUGAGGUCGUCCAUGUUGAGUAGAAUGAGAAUGAGAUUAUGAUCGAUCCUCAAGUCGAAAUAGACACUCUUAUUAAUCAAGAAACAAACUACAAACUUAGUUUAAGUCCUAAGUUUUCCCUCAAUAAUCCUACACUCUAAACCUGUGAUUAAGUAAUACAAUCAAUUCUCUCUAUCUCACUUUCUUUCAUGGUGAAAGACUUUUCAGAGCAGAUUAAUUUCUUGAAAUUGUAAAUACAUAAACAAAUACAAGACCUCAUUAAUCACGAAAUCGAAUUUCAAGACGAGUUGCUCAAAAUGCUUAUUGAUUAUUAUGAAUUUCUUAGUUAUGUUCAAGAGAAUAGUGCUACUAAAGUAGUUACUUGGUGGAAAGAACCGAAAACAAUAGUCGAUCUUUAACAUGCAAUUAAACAUUGGUCUCAAUAAUUCUUUAAAUUUGGGGGUCGCCUUAGAAGAGAAAAAGCAUUCAGAUAACUCAACUUUGAACCUAAAACCCCUGAACGAUUUCUUAAAACCCGAGAAUGGAUCAAAAAGUAAACAGAAGGUUAACAAGACUAACCAGAACCAAAAUAAUCAUAACCAGUAGAGCGUAAUCUAUAAGUUGAAGAUGGGUUUGAAGAAUUAUGA